UACAGCGCCGCCGCGACUAGUACUGGGUUCUUGCCCCAGUCGCCGUCCCUGUCACUUGAUUGCAGCACCACCGCGACAAUUACCGGGUACUCGCCCCAGUCGCCGGAUUGCACCAUAUUGACCUCGGAGGGACUCAAGGCAGUUGCGAAAAUUACCCGGUACUCACCGCCCCAGUCACCGGAAUGCAGCGCAUUAACCUCGGAAGGACUCAAGGCAGUAGCGACAAUUACCCGGUACACACCCCAGUUGCCGGAAUGCAGCGCCGCCGCGACCAGUACUGGGUUCUUGCCCCAGUCGCCGUCCCUGUCACUCGAUCGCAGCACCACCGCGACAAUUACCGGGUACUCGCCUCAGUCGCCUGAUUGCAGCACCACCGCAACAAUUACCGGGUACUCGCCUCAGUCGCCUGAUUGCAGCACCACCGCGACAAUUACCGGGUACUCGCCUCAGUCGCCUGAUUGCAACACCACCGCAACAAUUACCGGGUACUCGCCUCAGUUGCCUGAUUGCAACACCACCGCAACAAUCACCGGGUACUCGCCUCAGUCGCCUGAUUGCAGCACCACCGCGACAAUUACCGGGUACUCGCCUCAGUCGCCUGAUUGCAGCACCACCGCAACAAUUACCGGGUACUCGCCCAAAUCACCUGGGCAGUCUAACACUACACCGCCUAUGGAUUUCUUAAAACGUGUAGUUGGCGGUGCCUUCCCCCUUCAUAGGGAAUUGGGUGCCCUACAUGAAUUGGUCGACAGCAUGAGAGUCGACCUGUUGCAGACAUCGAUGCUGCUUGAUUAUGUUAAAAAUUUUUUAAAGAACAUCCAUGUUGAUUGA
This is a messenger RNA of Saccostrea cuccullata (small rock oyster), 831 nucleotides long. RefSeq names its product DNA-directed RNA polymerase II subunit RPB1-like. The transcript is spliced from 2 exons. The record is from RefSeq and is a predicted model, not a curated record. The annotation marks the transcript as partial. NCBI's taxonomy places the organism in Eukaryota, Metazoa, Mollusca, Bivalvia, Ostreida, Ostreidae.